Molecule: messenger RNA, 1659 nt
Organism: Macrosteles quadrilineatus (aster leafhopper)
Lineage: Eukaryota; Metazoa; Arthropoda; Insecta; Hemiptera; Cicadellidae
Product: tubulin beta-1 chain
Exons: 4
Coding region: 102-1445 (447 amino acids)
Biological process (GO): microtubule cytoskeleton organization; mitotic cell cycle
Cellular component (GO): microtubule; cytoplasm
Molecular function (GO): GTPase activity; GTP binding; structural constituent of cytoskeleton
Source: RefSeq, a predicted model, not a curated record
GUAAAACCGUUACAGACUGGGAAAUUUCAGUUCACUCGUUUCACGAACGCUGUGUGAAGAGGUUUAUAGUUACUCGUCGUAUUUAUUAGUUACACAUCAAAAUGAGGGAAAUUGUACACAUUCAAGCUGGACAGUGCGGAAACCAGAUCGGUGCUAAGUUCUGGGAAAUCAUCUCAGACGAGCAUGGUAUCGACCCCACCGGAGCCUACCACGGUGACUCAGACCUUCAACUAGAGAGGAUCAACGUAUAUUACAAUGAGGCUUCCGGCGGCAAAUACGUCCCUCGCGCCAUCCUUGUGGACUUGGAGCCAGGCACCAUGGACAGUGUUAGGUCAGGACCUUUUGGCCAGAUCUUCAGGCCAGACAAUUUUGUGUUUGGACAGAGCGGUGCUGGUAACAACUGGGCUAAGGGACACUACACGGAAGGUGCUGAGCUGGUCGACUCUGUGCUUGAUGUGGUCAGGAAGGAGGCAGAGAGCUGUGACUGCUUACAGGGAUUCCAGCUGACACAUUCCUUGGGAGGUGGUACCGGAUCUGGUAUGGGAACACUACUUAUCUCCAAAAUCAGAGAAGAAUACCCCGACAGAAUCAUGAACACAUACUCCGUUGUCCCCUCACCCAAGGUCUCCGACACUGUAGUAGAACCUUACAACGCCACCCUCUCAGUCCACCAGCUCGUAGAAAACACAGACGAAACAUACUGCAUUGACAAUGAAGCUCUGUAUGACAUCUGUUUCCGCACACUCAAACUGUCCACCCCCACCUACGGAGACUUGAACCAUCUCGUGUCACUGACCAUGUCCGGUGUAACCACAUGCCUCAGGUUCCCUGGUCAGCUCAACGCGGACCUGCGUAAGCUGGCUGUCAACAUGGUGCCCUUCCCCCGCCUCCACUUCUUCAUGCCCGGUUUCGCCCCUCUGACAUCGCGUGGUAGCCAACAGUACAGAGCACUCACAGUGCCCGAACUGACCCAACAGAUGUUCGACGCUAAGAACAUGAUGGCUGCCUGCGACCCACGACACGGCCGAUACCUCACAGUCGCCGCUAUCUUCAGAGGAAGGAUGUCGAUGAAGGAGGUCGACGAACAGAUGCUCAACAUCCAGAACAAGAACUCCUCGUACUUCGUUGAAUGGAUCCCCAACAAUGUGAAGACAGCCGUGUGUGACAUUCCUCCCAGAGGUCUCAAGAUGUCCGCUACCUUCAUCGGUAACUCCACCGCCAUCCAGGAGCUCUUCAAGAGAAUCUCUGAGCAGUUCACCGCUAUGUUCAGGAGGAAGGCUUUCUUGCAUUGGUACACAGGAGAGGGCAUGGACGAGAUGGAAUUCACUGAGGCUGAGUCUAACAUGAACGAUCUUGUCUCAGAAUACCAACAGUACCAGGAAGCCACUGCUGACGAAGACGCCGAAUUUGACGAAGAACAGGAGGCUGAGGUCGACGAGAACUAAGCCUUUUCACAUCACCCCUUCUUCUUUUCUUCUUUCCCCCCUUCUUUCCCCAGUCUUUCUUUUUCUAACUUUUGUAUUAAAAACACAACCGAAUGCAUUCCUAUAUGUGUAUUAUUUAUCAGUCUGUUCCUUCUACUUUUUUACUGUAUUAAAAAACAUGCAUUCCUUUGUGCGUUUAUUUGUUCAUUUGAAUAAAGAAUACCCGUGAUAACAA